UUUUACAGAAAUGUAUUUGAUAAUUCCCCUAUGAAGAUAAAAGCCUUACAGAUCGGAUAAAAUGUCAAGUAAAGCCGUGUCAAAGGAUCAGAAUUAGGCUUGGCAACUGCCAUUUUACCGUUGCUGUUAGGCUUUUGGCUCUGCCUCUGGCUUAGGUUUCCUUGUCGCUCAUGUCUCAAACGAUCUUCUCUGCCUGAUCAAAUCGGUUUUUAUGUUGUAUCGUUGUACGAUAAACCGGCCUUUUCUCCUCCUGAAACUCUAAAAAAGGUGAAAAAGUUCUGAUCGGACCGGACCGACUUUUGACUCGUCUCGACCCUGGUCAAAAUGUCCAAAGCGGAGGAGCCGGCCGACACAGUCGAGGACUCCAGUGAGUUCUCAGCCGAAAAUGUCACAUCUAAAGUGGGAAGCAGAGUUGAAGAUUUUGAUACCAAAAUUGAAACUGACAGAGCCAAGAGAUUUGAUUUCCUUCUGAAACAGACAGAAAUCUUCUCUCAUUUCAUGACCAAUCAGGGUAACAAAAACAGCCCGACGAAACCAAAGCCUGGCCGUCCGAGGAAAGAGAAAGAAGUCAUAAAAUCGGGUGAUGCCGGAGAUCACCGGCAUCGGAUGACAGAGCAAGAAGAGGAUGAAGAACUCCUCGCUGAAAAUAACACAACACCAAAAACAAUUGCUCGAUUUGACUCGUCUCCAUUUUACAUCAAAGGAGGGCAGCUUAGAGAUUACCAAGUCAGAGGGCUUAACUGGAUGAUUUCGUUGUAUGAACAUGGUAUCAAUGGUAUUUUAGCUGAUGAAAUGGGUCUCGGCAAAACUCUCCAAACAAUUUCACUCCUCGGGUACAUGAAGCAUUAUAGAAAUAUACCAGGUCCACACAUGGUAAUUGUGCCAAAAUCAACAUUAGCCAAUUGGAUGAAUGAAUUUGAAAAAUGGUGCCCCACUCUCAGAGCUGUUUGUCUUAUUGGUGAUCAAGAAACAAGAAAUGCAUUUAUUCGGGAAAAACUAAUGCCUGGAGAAUGGGACGUUUGUGUCACAUCGUAUGAAAUGAUAAUAAGGGAAAAGAGCGUCUUCAAGAAGUUUAAUUGGCGAUAUAUGGUUAUUGAUGAGGCCCAUAGGAUUAAAAACGAGAAGUCCAAGCUGUCUGAAAUCGUAAGGGAAUUUAAAACGACCAACAGGCUUUUACUCACAGGAACACCUCUACAAAAUAACCUUCAUGAACUCUGGUCUCUACUGAAUUUCCUUUUACCGGAUGUAUUCAACUCAUCGGAUGAUUUUGAUUCUUGGUUCAACACUAAUAGCUUUUUGGGCGAUAAUUCACUUGUAGAAAGGCUUCACGCUGUUUUAAGGCCUUUUCUCUUAAGAAGGUUGAAAGCAGAAGUGGAAAAGAAACUGAAGCCUAAAAAAGAAGUUAAAAUUUAUGUCGGUCUUAGUAAAAUGCAACGAGAGUGGUACACAAAAGUCUUGAUGAAGGAUAUAGAUAUUGUAAAUGGGGCAGGUCGAAUUGAAAAAAUGAGAUUGCAGAAUAUUUUGAUGCAGCUUCGAAAAUGUAGUAAUCACCCUUACCUUUUUGAUGGAGCUGAGCCAGGCCCUCCUUACACAACAGAUGAACAUCUUAUUUAUAACAGUGGAAAGAUGGUUAUUUUAGACAAACUAUUACCUAAACUCCAAGAACAAGGUUCUCGUGUUCUGAUUUUUAGUCAGAUGACGAGGAUGAUUGACAUUCUCGAGGAUUAUUGCUUCUGGAGAGGAUACAACUACUGUCGUCUAGAUGGUAACACACCUCAUGAGGACAGACAAAGACAGAUUAAUGAGUACAAUGAAGAAAAUAGUAAAAAGUUUAUUUUCAUGCUAUCGACCAGGGCUGGAGGUUUGGGUAUUAAUUUGGCUACAGCAGACGUCGUAAUUAUUUACGAUUCCGACUGGAAUCCUCAAAUGGAUUUGCAAGCUAUGGACCGGGCACAUCGUAUUGGACAAAAAAAGCAAGUAAGAGUUUUCAGAUUGAUCACGGAAAAUACAGUCGAGGAGAAAAUUGUGGAACGAGCCGAGAUUAAAUUGCGCUUGGAUAAACUUGUCAUUCAGCAAGGUCGAUUGGUAGACAAUAAAGCAGCUCUGAACAAGGACGAGAUGUUAAAUAUGAUCAGGCACGGUGCACAUCACGUAUUUGCCAGUAAAGAUUCAGAAAUCACCGACGAGGAUAUUGAUACUAUUCUUGAGAGAGGAGAAGCAAAGACGGUUGAAAUGUCGAAAAAAUUGGAGUCCCUCGGUGUCGACUCAUCGCUUAAGGAUUUCAUGAUGGAGGCCCCAACCGAAUCAGUAUACCAGUUCGAAGGCGAGGAUUAUAGAGAAAAGCAGAAAGUGCUCGGAAUUGGCAACUGGAUUGAACCGCCGAAAAGAGAAAGGAAGGCUAAUUACGCUGUAGAUGCUUAUUUCCGAGAAGCUCUUAGAGUUUCAGAGCCUAAAGCCCCAAAAGCUCCAAGGCCGCCUAAGCAGCCUAUUGUCCAAGAUUUUCAGUUUUUUCCACCCCGACUCUUUGAACUUCUUGAUCAGGAAAUUUAUUACUUCAGGAAAUCAGUUGGCUACAAGGUACCAAAAAAUCCAGAACUUGGUUCUGAGGCGUCCAGAAUUCAGAAAGAAGAACAGAGAAAAAUUGAUGAUGCAGAACAAUUGACAGAGGAGGAGCUUACUGAAAAAGAAAAACUUCUCACCCAGGGCUUUACAAACUGGACAAAAAGAGAUUUCAACCAGUUUAUAAAAGCUAAUGAAAAAUAUGGUAGGGAUGACAUUGACAACAUCUCAAAGGAAGUCGAAGGGAAAACUCCCGAGGAAGUAAGGGCAUACUCAGAAGUAUUCUGGGAAAGAUGUAACGAGUUACAAGAUAUCGAUCGUAUCAUGGGUCAGAUUGAUAGAGGGGAGGCAAAAAUCCAGCGCAGGGCCAGCAUUAAAAAAGCACUUGAUACUAAGAUGAGUCGAUAUCGUGCUGCAUUCCAUCAGCUUCGCAUUGCUUAUGGUACAAAUAAAGGUAAAAACUACACUGAAGAAGAGGAUAGAUUCCUUGUUUGUAUGCUUCAUAAACUAGGUUUUGAUAAAGAGAAUGUAUAUGAAGAACUAAGGGCUAUGGUCAGAUGUUCUCCUCAAUUUCGAUUUGAUUGGUUCAUCAAGUCGAGAACAGCGAUGGAGUUGCAGAGAAGAUGCAACACACUGAUCACGUUGAUCGAAAGGGAAAAUCAAGAACUUGAAGAACGAGAAAGAGCUGAGAAAAGGAAAGGGAGGGGUGCCCGAGGAGGGGCGGUGGGCGCUAAGAGAAAGGCGGACGGUGUCAAUUCAAACAUUCCUCCAUUGCCGGUCCAGGCAAAUUCAAACAACGACAAAAACAGCCCUGCCAAGAAGAAAAAGAAGGUGUAAAAAGGAGGCAGAACGUACAACCUUCAUUUUGGUUUGUCCCCCCAAAGCCAUUCACAACCUUGGAUGAAAUUUUAUUAAAUGCAAUACUGUAAAUAUAAAAAACAUAAAAGCUCACAACUAUUUAUAUCAGUUUCCCAUAAAUAGCACUGAUUGAAAUAGUAAAAUAGAUGAACUUUUAAAUACUAAUUGCAAAUUUAUUUCAUUUGUUUUUGAAAAUUCUUAACUUUUAUAUUUGUGAAUUAUUUAUAAAAAUAUAAGACAUUAAAAAAAAAUUGUCUUAAUUUUAAAUUAUUGUUUCUAUACUGUCUCCACUGUGUUUCACGUUAAUUUAA
Cimex lectularius (bed bug) is the source of this 3728-nucleotide messenger RNA. It is a transcript of the gene Iswi, whose product is annotated as chromatin-remodeling complex ATPase chain Iswi. The coding region runs from base 325 to 3396 and encodes 1023 amino acids. Gene Ontology annotation, molecular function: ATP hydrolysis activity; nucleosome binding; DNA binding. Gene Ontology annotation, biological process: regulation of transcription by RNA polymerase II; nucleosome organization. Lineage: Eukaryota; Metazoa; Arthropoda; Insecta; Hemiptera; Cimicidae. The record is from RefSeq and is a predicted model, not a curated record. The transcript is spliced from 18 exons. Gene Ontology annotation, cellular component: chromatin; nucleus.